UGGUAACCAUGGCAACGAACUGUGAAUGAACUCUCUUCGAGGGAAAAUUAGUUUAAAAAAUGAUGGAAACUAACUAAAAAUAGACGACUGUUUGGACCCGACCUGGCUUUUUUAUUGUAUUUUCUGUCCGCGGAUGAGUAGAAUACUGAAGAGAAAACAUUAACUCCCAGUUGUCUUCAUUUAAUGAAGUCCAUGGAGGAAAGCCUCACAACUUGUCUGUUAGCUACCGUUAGCUUGUUGCGGUUAUUCCAGUUAGGUUGUUUCUCGUAUUAGUCAUUUAUUUUAGUUGAGUUGUAGCAUACACCCCUAAAAUGUAGACUUCUGAGUUCUGUAUCUGUUCCCCCCAUCGGUUCAACCCCAGCCAGACCAUUGGCUUGUGGUGUGGAGCCACUCCCCUCACGUACCUCCCUUCUCGCUGAAGUGAUGCAGCAAUCGGCGGUCAGCGGGUGAAGGAGGGCAGCCAGGCUGGUAGUAGCUUAGUGGACUAGCGGAGGCGUCUCCGAAGAGGACAGCUGUGAAGGAGUAAGGUUCGGAGUUCAAGCUCAGGAGGGGGGACAGAAGUCUGACUGGGUAUAUCUUGGUGUACAUGAGGCUCGAUAGUCACGGACUGGGUACACAAGAGACUCAACAUGCACCGAAUAACGGGGAGAGCUGGAGGGGACAGUUUGAUUGAGAUGAGCCCAUCGGACUCUUUCAACGAUGACAUAAAUGGCUACCACCAACAUGCCUCAUCCAGCUCAGGAUCCCCCCAGCAGGAACAAUCACCGUCUCCUUUAACACCUGAUGUGUGUGUGGAGACCUGUGAGUCUCUUAACACCAGCUUGGCCUCCCUGGCCCCCUCUGACCACAGUGACAGUCCCCAUUUUGAGGCUCAGACCUUAGACCGAAUCAAUACUUUGACUGGGCUGUCGAGAAAGCGGGCGCUAUUCCUGAAGUUUCGUUCCAGGAUUGACAAACAACAACAAAGUAAAGACUCUGUGUUCUUCCGUGAUGGAGAGCGCAGGAUUGAUUUUGUCCUGUCCUAUGAUGAGGACAAAGAUGGAGAGAGAAAACAGGAGAGAAGAAAGAUAUAUGAAGCCAAUCUAGUAAAUGUCGGCCUGGAGCUGGAGACAGAAGAUAAAUCGGAGUCAGACGAUGGAAAGACGUACUUUGUGAAGAUCCAUGCUCCAUGGGAAGUGUUGGCCACCUACGCAGACGUGCUGAAGAUCAAGGUGCCAUUUAAGGCCAACGACAUCCCAGACAACAGCGAGAUGCCCAUGAACUGGCUGUCCACCCCCUUUCGUCUGCCGGAGCACAUCAUGCACCCCGAGCCGGACUAUUUCACAGCUCCCUUCAACAAAAGCAAAGCCGACUUCUUCCUUAUUGGCGACAAAGACACAUUCUUCCCCCCAUCUGUCCGCAACAGGAUAGUCUACUACAUCCUGUCCCGCUGUUCGUACUUCAGGGAUGAAUGUGGAGAUAAAGACAAGAAGGGAAUCAAGAGGCUACUCAACAACAGCACCUACACUGCUGCCUUCCCCCUGCAUGAUUCUCGAUACUGGACAAGAUCGAAGGAUGCUAACUGCGAAAGCGAAAGAUAUAAUCUCCACAAACACUGGGCUCGGUUCUUCUGUUUCUUCAAGGAGCAGCCUCUCAAUCUUAUCAGGAAGUACUAUGGGGAGAAGAUAGGUAUUUAUUUUGCGUGGCUUGGCUUCUACACGGAGAUGCUGUUGUUUGCUGCAAUUGUUGGGACGAUUUGUUUCGUCCACGGAUUCCUCACCUACGGUGACAAUGAGUGGAGUAAAGAAAUAUGUAAUGAGACGAUUGGAGGGAAUAUCGUCAUGUGCCCGCUGUGUGACAAGAAAUGUGGUUACUGGAAACUCAACUCAACAUGCAACUCCUCAUGGCAAUCGCACCUGUUUGACAAUGUGGGAACAGUGUUUUUUGCCAUAUUCAUGGGGAUUUGGGUGACGCUGUUUCUGGAGUUCUGGAAGAGGCGGCAGGCUCGUCUUGAGUACGAGUGGGAUCUGGUCGACUUUGAGGAGGAACAACAGCAGCUGCAGCUCCGGCCAGAGUACGAGACCAAGUGCACCAACCGCAAGCUGAACCGCAUUACUCAGGAAACGGAGUGGGUUCUUAACAGGACUGCUACAGAUAUUAUGGGGAAGUUGUUGCUGUGCUGGGCCACCGUGCUGCUCUGGAUCUCAUUGAUCAUUGCCUGCAUCAUUGGGGUGAUAGCGUACCGCCUAGCGGUAUACGCAGCCUUCGCCAGCAUCAUGAAGGACAGUGCAACAGCCCACCUGCAGGUGGUUGGGCCGUACAUCACGCCACAGCUGGCAACCUCUGUCACAGCCUCCUGCAUCAACUUUGUCAUCAUCAUGAUCCUCAACCUCAUGUAUGAGAGAGUGGCUGUUUGGAUCACUGACAUGGAAAUUCCCAAGACCCACCUGGAGUAUGAGAACAAACUGACGGUGAAGAUGUUCCUCUUCCAGUUUGUAAACUACUACUCCUCCUGCUUUUACGUGGCUUUCUUUAAGGGCAAAUUUGUCGGCUAUCCUGGGAAAUAUGCGUACAUGUUUAACAGCAAUCUGAGGAAUGAAGAGUGUGACCCUGGUGGCUGUUUGAUCGAGUUGACCACCCAGCUGGUGAUAGUGAUGACUGGUAAACAGGUGUGGGGCAAUAUCCAGGAGGCUCUGGUCCCGUGGCUGAUGAACUGGUGGGGCAGCAGGAAGGCACGAAACCACCCAGAGAGUCUGUACAGCCGCUGGGAGCAGGACCACGACCUGCAGGGCUUCGGACAGCUGGGCCUCUUCUACGAGUACCUGGAAAUGGUGAUCCAGUUUGGUUUCAUCACGCUGUUUGUCGCCUCCUUCCCCCUGGCACCCCUGAUGGCACUCAUCAACAACAUCAUCGAGGUCAGAGUGGAUGCCUGGAAGCUCACCACUCAGUUCAGACGUCCUGUGGCAGCAAAGGCCCACAGCAUCGGAGCCUGGGAGGAAAUCCUCAAUGGGAUGGCAGUACUCUCUGUAGUCACAAAUGCGUUUAUUGUGGCCUUCACUUCUGAUAUGAUCCCUCGGCUCGUCUACAUGUAUGCUUACGGUGAGAUGAGUAUGAAGGGCUACAUUAACAACAGCCUGUCUGUGUUUAAUAUAUCUGCGACCAAUUGGGAGAACAGGCCAGACGAAGACGAGAACCCUUACUGGUUCAACAGCUCCAUUACUACCUGCAGGUAUCGGGACUACCGCUACCCUCCCGGCCAUGAGAAGGAGUACGCCCACAAUAUGCAGUUCUGGCAUAUUCUGGCAGCCAAGCUGGCUUUCAUCAUCAUCAUGGAGCAUGUUGUGUUCCUGGUCAAGUUCUUUGUGGCCUGGAUGAUUCCUGAUGUUCCGUCUGACGUGAGGGCUCGGGUGAAGAGAGAACGCUACCUGGUCCAGGAGUAUCUCCAUAACUAUGAAGUGGAGAAGCUGAAGAUCCAGCUCAGCCAAAACGGCCAUAAUGAGUGUAGCUGCACGCCCAUGAUCUAUCCGUCUCUAACGAAACAUGAGGUGCUGUCAGAGUGUCUCUAGCCCAGCGAGCUGCUGGUCAAUCAGCUGGACGUGAUGGGAGGACAUGGUGAUGUAGAUUGCCCUGCUUGUGUAAUAUGAUACUGACCACCACUUUGCUGUAGUGCCUGUGUUGUUUGUCCAGUACACACACACACACACACACACACACGACUUUAAUCAAAGAGCUAGAGGUUGCCUCAGUUCACAACCCUCUUCUGCUAACCUGCUGAUAGUGAAGAUGAACACAGGUGAAAGACCAAUGCAUGCUGAAACAUGUGUAUUUAAACCUCAGCCUCAUAUUUAUGGCUUUUCACUCUCUAAUCAAAGUGCUGAUGAUAAUCAACAUUUGCUGUAGGAAAAGAAAGAGGAAAUCUUAUACACUGUGUCUAUGCCAGACAGCGUACUUAUUUUAAUAUUAAACUAUUUAUUUAAGUGCCACUAUAAGUAACCAAAGACUGGAUGCCUUAGUAUAUGACACUUAUAAUUGGUUCUAUCUGCCAUUAGAAUAACAGUUCAUAUCAUUUAAUAACUUGGAGCUUGCUCAUUAUCAUUUUGAGUGUUUCCCUUGUUUGUGCAGCUGGAUAAAAGGUUCCAGUGUUUCAUACUGUAAGUUCAUGUUUUUUCAGUUACUACAACAAAUGUGCGCAUCCCCAAAUCAAAAAUAUACAUUUUUCCUCAUACCUGUCACGCUGUUUAUCAGUCUAGAUUGCUUUGGUGUGAGUUACUGAGUCUAGGAGAUACCUGCCCUCUCUUGAACAUAAUGGAGCUAUAUGGCACUUGGCUUGUGGUGCUUAAAGCGCAGUAGCUGCUCGCAACAAGGUCUGUGGAUUAUUUUGAGUAACUGGGUCUUGAUGUCUGGAGAGAAACGUUGCUGUUGAGUUCUUACAUUUUUUGGCACAUUGGGCACAACAAGCCCACUGUCAUGUAGUUCAAUUUUAUUACAGGGAAAAUGUGUAUUUUUGAUGUUGCGCUGAACUGUCCCUUUAAGGUCAUGCCAAAGAUGUAACACAAAUGAAAACAUUUUUCUUAACUCCACUGGCAGUUAAUAGGCUGGUCUUAUUUUUUCUUUAAUCCAAUAACAGCCCACCAGUUUCUCCAGGCCAAAAUCUGACCUGUGAAUUAGCUUUUUAUGAAGACAAAUCUGUGCAGCUGUUAGUACUGUGAGUGAAGGACAGAUUUUGUCCUGCAAUGGCCAGUUGUUGAGCAGCAGCAGCAGCAGCAGCUGGUGCAUGUUGACUGUUGACAGUGAGUCCUGUUACUGGAGAUGAGAAGCGAGAAAAAAGCCCUGAGAGAUUGAAGAGAUCCCUUUUUAAUGUGUCUCUGUUUACCAAUAUGUCGGCGCUAAUAAAAGCCUGCCCCUACCUACUGAACUAUGUUUGCUCCAUUACACAAAGCAUAUCAGCCAUCAUCCAGUUCUUGUUCUUCUGUUUUUCCUCAGCUGUGUCUGUGUCGAAAAGGAAAGAUACACAUUCUUUUUUUUAUAUUGCACAAAGCACUUAAUGAAACGUGACUACCAAGACAUAAAGCUGUCAGUGUAACUGUUGUCAUGACACUACGUAUUCAUAACCAGUGUUUUGUAGCAAUGUGUGAUAAUCUGCGUUAAUUUAAAUGGAAGUUGUAUUGUAGGUAAGAAGAAUUCUAAAAUUGAGAGAAAGAUGUAACUUUUUGUUUUGAAAAUAUAUGAAGGACAUUUUUGUUUAUUUGGCUGCCUACAUUAGGAUUAUGUGAGAAGUAUCUGUUGUUGAAGUAUUUAAAUUAUAGGUGAAAUAUCUGGCUGGCUGUGCUACAAAUUCAGGCCACUAAAUCUAUGUUUGUUUGAGAUGCAUGUAGAUGUGACCAUAUAGCGAAGAGUAAUGUUGGACUGUUACAGUUUGCCUUUUUCAUGCUCUGCGCUCAGCUCAUGCCUUUUGAUGCCUUAAUACAUCUAAUUCAUUGUGUUUUCUAUUUUAUUUCCUCUUUUCUUAUGUCCUCUUCUUGUUAUGCUUUCGUAAUAUUUUAUAUCGCCAUAUACUUGGAAAAAAAGGUGAACCUGUUUACUGUAUGCUUAAAGUUAAAAUUUCAUGUUUUCUUUCAUUUAUUUCUGUAUUUUUUGUAUUUGUCCUGUAUCCAAUGUCAUUGUAAACAAAGCUAAUCUCCAAAAUAAAGUUUGAGUUCAACUUGAGUAAA
This is a messenger RNA of Centropristis striata (black sea bass), 5690 nucleotides long. RefSeq names its product anoctamin 5a (gene ano5a). Lineage: Eukaryota; Metazoa; Chordata; Actinopteri; Perciformes; Serranidae. The record is from RefSeq and is a predicted model, not a curated record. Gene Ontology annotation, cellular component: plasma membrane. Gene Ontology annotation, molecular function: protein dimerization activity; chloride channel activity. The coding region runs from base 630 to 3545 and encodes 971 amino acids. Gene Ontology annotation, biological process: chloride transmembrane transport. The transcript is spliced from 22 exons.